AUGUCUCCGAGCAGUAAAACGGGAGUUUUCUUGCCCCUGUUUCUAGCGUUGACUAUGGUGGUCAACGGGAGAUUCUACGUGGAGAAGAGCAGCGUGACGGUCCUUAACUCAUGGGAAAUGGGAGCUAAGCACGACGCAGCCAUCGCAGACUUUGGCAUCCCAAACCACGGCGGUUUCAUGAUCGGCUCCGUCGUCUACGCAGGCCAAGACGCUUACGGAUGCGACUCCUUCAACAAAACCUUCAAGCCCAAGUCUUCUUAUCCCACCAUCCUCCUCAUUGACCGUGGAGGAAAACAAAAUUACUUUGGAAUAUGGAACAUGCAAGGAUCCGGUGCAGCGGCUGUUCUUAUAGCAGACGACAUUGUUGAGCCAUUGAUAACAGUCCAAACAUAA
Molecule: messenger RNA, 393 nt
Organism: Microthlaspi erraticum
Lineage: Eukaryota; Viridiplantae; Streptophyta; Magnoliopsida; Brassicales; Brassicaceae
Source: the annotation of a GenBank genome assembly